AUGUUCAACUUCCACCUCAGCUACCAGUGGCUGCACUGGCGCCGUCCAGUCAGCCGCCCUCUGCCUCGUCUUCCCGACGGCGUGGAGCGCUUCUUCGUCCAGACAGCCGGCGGCGACGUCGAGGUGCUGUACGCAAAGCCUAAGGGGCCGGCGAAAACCAGCCACCCUCACCCUCACCCUCGCCCUCACCCCCUUUUCUUCGCCCACGGUGGCAUGGGCGGCGCUUGGGUGUGGCUUGAGUAUCUCGAAUACUUCUCUGCCCGUGGCAUUCCCUGCUAUGCCGUCAGCCUGCGUGGCCAUGGCAACAGCUGGUAUCCUUCCUUCCUCCACAUGGUUUACGGCACGACCAAACGCAUGCUCGCCGACGACCUGGUGGCCGGCAUCCGUUGGGCCCAGGAACGGGAAAGCGGGAACGAAGUCGUCCUAGUCGGCCAUUCUAGCGGCGGAGGGCUCUCCCAGCUCAUUCUCUCCGAGCAGGACGUCAAGGUGAAAGGCCUGGCGCUGGUCGCUGCCGUCCCCGGCUUCGGGUCCUUCCGAGUUUAUGUGAACUGGUGGCUCCUGGAUCCCUGGUUCACGCUCAGGAUGGUCUUCCACGGGUGGCAUCCAAACUCGCCUCUGUCACACCCGGCCCUGACAAAGAGGGCCUUCUUCAGCGAGCAUGUAACGGAUGAUCUUGUGAAGAGGUUCCAGCAGCGCAUCAACUCAUACGAGAGCUUCCUCUGGCCCCUAGGAAUGGGCUAUUCUUUUGUCAACCCGCGCAAGAUGCUCCCCCAGAUUACCAGCAACACAGCCACUGGCCAGCGGAUACUGAUUCUCUGUGGCGGUGCCGACAAGCUUAUGACCUUGCCAGUUAUGACAAGACUGGCAGAUAUGUACCGCGCGGCCUUUUUCAAUCUUUCUCGCCGAAGAAAGCUUGAUGCGGUGGGUGACGAGAUAAACUCCAUCUCAGAGGAGGGACAGCAAGAUACGACCGGACAGGGCGUGAGGCUGUGUGUUGUCCCUGGGGCAGGUCACCAUCUGCAGAACGACGUACAAUGGGAGGUAGGCGCUCAGAAGCUGCUCACUUUCUACGAGCAGCUAUAG
Lasiosphaeria miniovina is the source of this 1083-nucleotide messenger RNA. RefSeq names its product Alpha/Beta hydrolase protein. The transcript has 2 exons. The record is from RefSeq and is a predicted model, not a curated record. Bases 1 to 1083 code for a protein of 360 amino acids. NCBI's taxonomy places the organism in Eukaryota, Fungi, Ascomycota, Sordariomycetes, Sordariales, Lasiosphaeriaceae.